UUGCAAUAGUCAAGUUUAUUAUUGUGUGGCAAAUUGUUAUAUCAUUGUUUUCAUUAUUUUAAAAUUGUUAACUUCUUUACUAUUUGUCAAUUUUGAAAAUGUCAAGCAACGAAGAGAAAGCUAUGGCUUUAAUGGCUGAAGCUGACAAAAAACUUAAUUCGUCCAAAGGAUUCUUCUCAUCAUUAUUUGGCAAUGUGUCUAAAGUAGAAGACGCUAUUGAUUGUUACCAACGAGCUGCCAAUCUUUUUAAGAUGGCCAAAAAAUGGUCACAGGCUGGCAAGGCAUUUUGUUUGGCUGCUGACAUGAAUUCAAAAUCUGGUCGAAAACAUGAUGCAGCUAAUAAUUACGUAGAUUCAGCCAAUUGUUAUAAAAAAACUGAUCCUAAUGAAGCAGCAAGUUGUUUAGAAAAAGCUAUUGAUAUAUAUACAGAUAUGGGCCGUUUCACAAUGGCUGCAAAACAACAUCAAAAUAUUGCUGAAAUGUAUGAGACUGAAGCUGUAGAUUUGGAGCGCGCAAUUAAUAAUUAUGAAAAAGCAGCUGAUUAUUUUAUGGCUGAAGAGAGCAAAAGCUCAGCCAAUAAAUGCAAACUUAAAGUAGCUCAAUAUGCUGCUCAGUUAGAAGAUUAUGAUAGAGCAAUACAGAUUUAUGAAGAAGUUGCGGGAACGUCUUUAGAUAGUUCACUGUUGAAAUAUAGUGCUAAAGAAUAUUAUUUCAGAGCAGCAUUAUGCCAUCUAUGUGUUGAUGUUCUUAAUGCUCAAUUGGCUAUGAAUCAAUACAUUGAGCGAUAUCCAGCAUUCCAAGAUAGUCGGGAAUUCAAAUUAUUACAGGUUUUAUUGAAUCACAUCCAAGAACAAAAUGCUGAUGGAUUUACAGAAGCUGUGAAGGAUUAUGAUUCCAUAUCAAGAUUGGAUCAAUGGUAUACAACUAUAUUGUUGCGUAUUAAGAAACUAGUGAAUGAUACUCCUGAUUUACGUUAAUUUAUUGAUAUAUCAUGGGAAUCUUUUAUUUACAUAAUUGAUGUUAUUUAAAUUAUAAUUUAAAAUUCAACAGUAACAAAACAUACUCAUUGUACAGUAGAAAACUUAAUAGUUUACUAAAGAGCUUGUGAGUUGUUUUAUUAUCAAAUGCCCAACUGUUGAAAAAAAUUAUUUUAACAAAUCCUGUUAUAAGUAUUUAUAAGAUAUCAUUAAAUUCAUAAUGACUGUAUGGCAAUUGUUGUAAUUUGUUGAAAAUGUAAUCCCACAUUCCUUUUUAUGUGUAACAAUAUAUUGUUAUUACAUUAGCAAUUUAUACAAAUGUGUUUAUUUAUGUUUCAUUUAAAUAAUUUUUCUUGUUAAGAGAUUAAAUUAUUGGUUAAUAUGAAUUUAUUAUAUCUUUUAAAGUAAAUAAUUAUAUUUUUUUUUAUUCACAGUAUCCACAUUAAUUUAAUUUUAAAGAUAAUU
Molecule: messenger RNA, 1442 nt
Organism: Daktulosphaira vitifoliae (grape phylloxera)
Lineage: Eukaryota; Metazoa; Arthropoda; Insecta; Hemiptera; Phylloxeridae
Gene: alphaSnap
Product: alpha-soluble NSF attachment protein
Exons: 5
Coding region: 99-977 (292 amino acids)
Biological process (GO): SNARE complex disassembly; intracellular protein transport
Cellular component (GO): SNARE complex; vacuolar membrane
Molecular function (GO): syntaxin binding; soluble NSF attachment protein activity
Source: RefSeq, a predicted model, not a curated record